AUGUCACAGAUUUGUGCUCAACCAUGGGACGCCAACCCAAGGCGUCCUCCCCCGGUUAAGGCAGUGCUGACUGCAGUACCUCCCGCGGACCCUAUCUCAGAACCGGGUCUGACUCGGGCUAGAGCGCAGAGGAGUUAUUUAAACGAACCGCCAUCGAGCCGCGUGGUCGCAUUUCUAGUUCUUUUGUACAGUGAACAUGUUGUCCGAGGACAUAAUGAAGCUGCUGGCGGUCGUCGUGUCCGGGGGAGGAGUGUUACGAUCCCACAGCAAACCAUCAGCGCGCUGCUUCACGUAUUGGUGCUGAUAUCGGAAAUGGUGGGGAACUUCGCCACCCUGUUGCUGGUCAAUACAUAGUCCUAGUCUUAACGUAUAGUUUUUAAAUCAAUUCGCCUGGACGAGUGAAGAAACCCACGGCCUCUCCGUGUCUUGAGCAGAGACCGGAGCUCCCGCGCGUCCCGGCGUGGUGCUCGUGGCCCGGCCUCACUCCUGGGGUCGAAGUUUUGAAUACUAAUUGGGAUGGAAGCCGAGAUAAUUCAAGGUUGUCGCCAUGUCUGACAGCGGAUGGUUUUAGUUAUAUUAGAUUUGGUUAGAUUCGUUUACAAUGAAUAUUCUACUUUGUCGUAGUAUAAAAUGUAAUUAAUUGCGGAAGCGCUGCCAUUGUUCGUACUGUUAAUGUUUAUUAAUAAGGAUUUACAUUUUAUGUUGUCAU
Messenger RNA from Bombyx mandarina (wild silkworm), 709 nucleotides. RefSeq lists its product as uncharacterized. The record is from RefSeq and is a predicted model, not a curated record. Lineage: Eukaryota; Metazoa; Arthropoda; Insecta; Lepidoptera; Bombycidae.